AAUUAUGCCUUUCAACUUCACACGAUUAUACAUGCCUUAAACUGUCUCAGAUAUAUUUAAAUCACACAUGCGUUAUAGUUGUUCUGUAAACGUUUGUUGAAUAUUUAAUAAAAUGAGAAAACUACGGAUGUGUGACAGGUAUUUUUGUGACAAGUUUAAAAAAGCUGUUUUCAUUAUGAUAAUUUUACUACUAACGUAUUGGCAUCCUGAAUCAAGUAAAGACAGCAAUUCUUAUGUUUUUCUUCGUUAUAGAAAUGAGAGUAGCAUUGUUAAUCUAGAAAAACAGUAUGAUCUACGCGUCAUUGUUAUUGUUUAUGACAGGGCGCAUUCACUUCUCAGAUUGCUAAGAUCUCUAAAUGAUGCAGAAUAUUUUGCUGAAUCAAUCAAAGUUGAAGUUUGGAUUGAUAGAUCUGAAAAUGGCAUAAUCGAUGAAGCUACUGUGAAAACAGCGAGGGACUAUGUGUUUAAGCACGGAGACUACGACGUUAAUUUGCAUCCAUAUCACGUUGGAAUCUAUGGACAAUGGUUUACAACUUGGAAACCAAAUUUGAAUUCAUCAGAAAUUGCUGUUAUUUUAGAAGAUGACCUAGCUGUUUCAAAAUACUUUUGGAAAUAUCUAAAGCUCGUUCAUAAGACAUAUGAUAAGCACAUAAAUAUUAAUGGCUAUUCUUUACAAGGUAUGACAACAACAUUCGGUGUUGAAGAUGAACACAUUCUUCAAGGACCAACUUCGGAUUACGUUUAUCUUUUCCCGGUCGUUGGUGCUUGGGGAUUUUCACCGAACAAAAGAAAUUGGAAACAAUUUAUCGACUGGUAUAUCUUUGGAGAUGCCAAAUCAACAAUGCCUUAUAUUCCUGGACAUCUUGCAACAGUCUGGUUUAAAAACCUUAAAAAGAAAGGAAUACCACAUACGAUGUGGGAAAUCUGGCAUAUAUAUUAUGCUUUGCAACAUAAUGAAUACACACUUUAUUGUAACUAUCCAAAUCACACAGGAUUGACAACUAAUUGGAGGGAAAAGGGGUUACACUCAGCCGCAAGUGAAGGAACGUCAAACCCUGUUCUGACCGAGUGGAAGACAGAAUAUGAAAUUUUACCGAAGACACCAAUAUACUUAGAUGUUUCUGGAAGAAGAAUUGAGUCUAGAAUUGCUUCCUGGCUUUGACGAACUGUGACAGUGGGAAAUCAAAACUUAAUUUUAUUUCACAAACACUAAUCGGUUCUUUUAGUAAACUAUUUAAACUACUAUGCUUAUUUUUUUUUAAUUUUGAGAGAAAAUGUGGGAAAUUAUAUUAAACAGGUAUUUGCAUAAGGGUACACUUGAUUUUCGGUACAUUAUGAGUGGACCAGAUAAAACAGAACACAGCGAAAGCGGUGUCCGGUCAAAACGUGGUGCAAGCAGACCAAAUGUCAUCCGACAAAAUAAACAAUGAUUUUCUCUGAUAUUUAAGCAAUAUUCAAUUAACACUGGUUAAUCAAAGUAAAUAUGCUAUAAAAACAUUAAAGCAAGAAUAUUUAUGUCAAACUGGAUAUCAAUGAAGUCAGUGCGUGCUGUUAGUUAUAUUCCUUUAAAUACUUUGAGCAGCUAUUUACUGUUUUUACCACUUUGAUAUUCCUUUUUUUCCAUAUAGAUGUAGAAUAAGAUUGUUAACAAGUUGUGAAUGUAAAUACUCUUGAAUUGUCUAA
This is a messenger RNA of Mercenaria mercenaria, 1683 nucleotides long. RefSeq lists its product as uncharacterized. NCBI's taxonomy places the organism in Eukaryota, Metazoa, Mollusca, Bivalvia, Venerida, Veneridae. The record is from RefSeq and is a predicted model, not a curated record. The transcript has 2 exons. The coding region runs from base 113 to 1162 and encodes 349 amino acids.